UUCUGUGAUUCUGUGAUUCUGUGGUCAGAUGGAAAAAAAGCUUUGGAAGGACCAUUGUAUGAUCCUCAAGGAUGAAGAAAAUGAGCUAAUAUGGACACCCAUGAGCAGUGGGCAGCUGGCAGCAUCUGCGCUGGUGCCAGAGCAAAGGGCCAGAGGGCAUAUUUGGCUACAAAGCUCAAGGCUGGCAGUCUUGUGCGUUGCUGGAUACAUCCUGUCCUGUGGGGCUCUGCUGCUGCUGUUUUACUGGAAGGCAGAGUGGGAUGUGUGGGCGAACUGCAUCCGCUGCAGCUUGGAAGAAGCAGACUUUGUUCUGCUCAGAACAACAAGAUACAACUGGAAGACGGUGACCUGGAUUGAUUUGUGCACACUGGCACUACCUGUUGGUAGUAAUUCAGGUGGUUGUCUUGUAGCUGAUAAAGACUCUGUUGUAAACAGAGCUGUAAUGAACCCACAGUUAAAGAUGAGAUGUAUCCAGGUACAGAAAAUCUGUUAUAUUUGGGACUUUUCUGUAAAAGAAUUCAAGAAAGCGGCGCAGCUGUUGUGUGGCCCUAAUGCCAUCAAAGUUAAAAAUCAUCCUAUUUGGAAGUUAAUCUUUAAAGAGGUCAGUAACCCCUUCUACGUGUUCCAAGCCUUCACCCUCAUGCUGUGGCUGAACCAAAGCUACACUGAAUAUCCAGUGGCCAUCAUAAUAUUGUCAAUCAUUUCUGUUGGCUUAACUGUGUCUGACCUCAGACAGGUAAUCUACCAGCUGCACGACCUCAUUGAGGAACAUAACAAAGUCCAUGUUACAGUCUGCACGAAGAGUGAAGGUUGCAAAGAGCUGGAGUCUUGUUACUUAGACCCUGGAUACAUGUUUCUUUUAGAUGGAAAAAGCUCUCUCCCAUGUGAUGCUGUCCUGACUGAUGGAAGCUGUAUUGUGAAUGAAGGGAUGCUCACAGGUGCAACCCUGGAGUUUGAAAUGCUAACACCCUGUACAGACUGUCUGUCAGGGAGAUGUUAUGUUUUUUUAUGUAGCCCACAAAGUAAGUAUGAGGGAUACAUCCGUGCUGCAGGUGAGAGCACUGAGCCUUCAGUUGCUCAGGACCCUUGGAAUAUUGUUCAGUUCUGUAAUUCAAAAAGGGGGGAGGAGGGGAGAGAGGGAAGGGAGAUGGACAGAACAAAGCAGAAUAAAUCUGUCAUCUCCAGGGGCAGAUCUUGGGGCGCGUUGUUCCUGGGCAGGAGGGUCAGACCCCCUGAGAGUGAGGGUAGCAGGGAAGGGAGGCUGUUGCCCACCACCGCCCCUGUUGGCUCUCAUUGUUUGCAGAAACUAGUGGCGGGAGUGGUGGCUAUGGCCCUCCUCCUCUUCACUGUGGCUGUGCCUCCCGCUAUCCCUGCUGCCUUGACAACAGGCACUGUUUAUGCCCAAAGAAGGCUGAAGAAAAAGAUUUUCUGUACCAGCCCUCAGAGGAUUAAUAUCUGUGGGCAGAUCAACCUCGUUUGCUCUGACAAAAUGGACAUGCUGACAGUAGAUAGACUGAACCUGUGGGGUGUCAUCCCUUCUGAGGGAAGCCGGUUUCAGAAAAUCCAUAAGUUCCCAUCCAGCACUCCUCUGCCCUGGGGACCUGUGUGUGGAGCCAUAGCAACCUGUCAUUCACUGGGUGUUUUGGACAAGAAGAUUCAGGGAGCACUGGACCUGAAAAUGUUUGAGGGCACACACUGGGCUGUAAUGGAAGAAAUAGCAAUCCUACAUCAAUUCUCAUUUUCUUCUGGGCUGCAGAGGAUGUCUGCAGUUUCACAGAAGGUCGGAGAGGAACAGUAUGACCUGUACAUGAAAGGAGCACCAGAAAUAGUGUCUAGCUUUUGUAGACAAGAAACUGUCCUAGCUAAUUUCUUAAAGGAGCUUAAGACAUACACAUGCCAAGGCUUCAGAGUUGUUGCCCUGACCCAUAAAGUGUUAAACCUAGGAAAAGAUGUAGAUGUGAGCAACCUGGAGAGAGAGGAGGCAGAGUCUGAGCUGGCAUUCUUGGGCCUCCUGGUGAUCAAGAACUGUCUGAAGCUGGAGACGAUGCCAGUGCUACAAGAGCUGGCUGCUGGCAUCAGGAGCAUCACGGUCACAGGGGACAACCUGCAGACAGCUGUCACGGUGGCCAGGAACGCGGGUAUGAUUCACAUAGGCAGCAAAGUCAUCCUUGUCAAAGCAAAUGUACUGGGGGGCUCUGCUCCAGCUCCUGUUGCCUGGCAAUUGGCAGAAGACAGCAAAGCAAACACAGCUGCUGACUGCGAGGUAUGUGCUAAUGCUGAUGAAAAGAUCACCUUGGAAGGAGAAACCUGUAACUGCCAUUUUGCAAUGAAUUGAUAGUCCUAUCAGGUUAUUACAAAGCACUUCUAUAACUUGCUGCCAAAAGUACUGGUGAAUGCAACUGUCUUUGCUAGGACGUCUUCUGCCCAGAAGUCCAGCCUUGUUGAAGAGUUUUAGAAACUCAAUUACUCCGUGGGUAUGUGUGGUGAUGAUGCCAGUGACUGUGGGGCUUUGAAAAUGGCCCAUGCAGGGAUAUUGCUGUCAGGGCAGAAGGCAUCCGUGGCCUUGCCUUUCACCUCCCAAAUCCCAACAUCCAGUGUGGAAGGUUGAGCUGCUUUGGUUGCUUCCUUUGCUGUUGUUAAAUACCUGACCCUUUACAGCCUGAUCCUGUUUGUUGGUACUGUUCCCCUCGGCCCAGCUCUCCAGCCUGUCCAGGUCUCAUUGGAUGGCAGCACAGAGAAUCACCAGUAUUUGAUACAAGACGCCAUUAUUACCCUUCUGGUUUGCCUAACAAUUAGCUUGGCUGAGGCCUAUCCAAAGUUGGCACCUUAUCGCCUUCCGGGCCAGCUCAUCUCUCCUCCCUUGCUGCUCUCCAUCAUCCUCAACGUGUGCUUUACCAAAAUCAUGCAAACCUGUGGCUUUCUUCUGGUGAAGCGGCAGCAGCCCUGGAAUGUAGCGCUGGCCAGCCAGAGCCCAGGGGGAAACGAUACCAGCAGCGGUGCCCAGAGCACUGCCCUCAGUUAUGAAGACACUACUCUGUGGCCACUGUCUUCUAUCAACUCCAUCAUUGUGGCCUUCAUCUUUUCCAAAGGAAAGUCCUUCCAGAAGCCCAUCUACACCAACUGUGAGUACAGCUGGACCUGGUUUGGGGACCAGUCAAACAGCCAGUACCAAAAAUGGCAGAGGAUGCUGCAGAGGGAUCCAAACUGGCCGCCCAUAAACACGAAAGACUUUGCAGCAAAAUGCACGGAUGAGAUUUACAUUAACUCCACCAACGGAUAA
Messenger RNA from Phalacrocorax carbo (great cormorant), 3280 nucleotides. The record is from RefSeq and is a predicted model, not a curated record. NCBI's taxonomy places the organism in Eukaryota, Metazoa, Chordata, Aves, Suliformes, Phalacrocoracidae.